CAGCCCCCAAAGACCCGAACCCAGGCAGCCCGCAGCGUCCAAAAGGCCAGCUCACUACGAAGUCCAAACACCAGGUGCCAUUUUCCAACGGGAGUCGAAGACAUCCAAUCCGACGACAGCCGGGGGCAAAGAAGUAACACUCGGCUGAAGUUGCGCUGUACCGGACGAACGAACGACCACGACAAUCAUUAUCUGCCUCUUUCUUUUUUCUCACCACUGCAUCUUUCUGUACACCUGGCCUCGGUCAAGCUACCCUUAUUUUUUUCGACAACUACUCUACUACGCCACACACGACCACCACACUGCGAAUCUUGACAUCACCCACCGCGAUUUUCCUUCUCGGCCUGCACCUCGAUUCUUGACACACGACGCGCACACUGCUGCCGACCGGCACACCAACUCUACGAACACAGACCUGCCCAUUGGCGACAACCACAAUGCUGUUUAAGUCGACCCUGUCAGCCCUGUGGCUGGCUGCGUCUGCUUGGGCCGCCGGCCAGAAUGACGAGGGGGAUGUCAAGAGCAUAGGGUUGAGGACACACACACUCGUGCAGCCCUAUCUUGACAGUGACAUGCAAAGUCGGUGGUAUGACUUUGGAGGGGACACGAUUAUCCGUACCGACCAGUACAUCCGCCUGACCUCGGACCAUCCCUCGCAGAUGGGAUGGCUCUUUAGCAGGGUGCCAUUGACCGCCACAAACUGGGAAAUCGAGGUGGAAUUCAAGAUCCACGGCAAGGGCCAGCUCUACGGCGACGGGUUCGCCAUGUGGCUCACACGAGAGCGCGGCAAGAUGGGCCCCGUCUUUGGCGCCGCCGACAAGUUUGAGGGUCUCGGUAUCUUUUUCGACACGUACAAGAACAACCGCCCCGGCGUCGUGUUCCCCUACGUCAUGGCCAUGGUUGGCGACGGCCACACCUCGUACGACAAGGACACGGACGGAAAGAGCACCGAGUUUGCCGGCUGCUCGGCCAGGGGCAUCAGACACGCCACCGUUCCCACCAAGCUUCGCCUGACGUACUUCCAGGAUAAGUACCUCAAGCUGGAGCUGCAGUACAAGAGCGAGGGCGAGUGGACCAUGUGCUUUGAGACGAACACUCCCCCCACGAUUCCCCAGGUGGCGUACCUGGGCUUCAGCGCCGAGACGGGCGAGCUGAGCGAUAAUCACGACAUCAUUUCGAUCAAUGCGAAGAAUCUGUAUACGUCUCAGCCGAACGCGGGCAAGUCUACUCCUGGGAGCAACAAGGGGGGCAAGAAGUCUUAUGGCGGACAGGAGGGGGGUAGCAGCUGGACUUGGUUCUUUAUGAAGAUUUUCUUCUUUUUUGCGGUGCUGGGUGGUGCGUAUGUUGGGUUUACUGCGUACAGGGCCAAGAACCAGAGGAGCCACCGGUUUUAGUGGAUGGGUAGAGCAGAGCAAUUGACAUCAGCAGCCACGGAACGGCAUGGGGAAGAUGGUGAUGCAGGGAAGCUCGACCUUGAAACGGGUAUCAGAAGAAGACGAACUCAUCGGAAGGGACGGAGUGCGCUGGUGGCUCCUUUCUCAUAUUUAUCGCCGAAUUGGGUGAAGUAGGGAUAAGCCAAGAUGGUCGUGUCUACACGCGGGAUCUAAACGUGUUGCUUGGGGGUGGGCGGGAAAGGGCAAAAGCGAAUGCGGGAUGGUUGCCAUGUGUAUGGGUCAUGUCUUUGUUUUUUUUUAAUAGGGUUUCAAUGGAUGUCCAGCGAACACAGCAGUUUUUCGGUGCUGAAACCACAAGACAGUUAUGGAGGUUCUAGUCCAAGACGGGAUGCCCCUUUUCAAGACCCUCGGACUAGGUGCUCGUAUACUUAGUGCGCCGGUGAGGUCGAGCGAGUCGCUGUAGGACUUGAAUUGGGUGGGAAGGCGCAUAGGUUUCCAUGUGUAUUUCUUGACAUGUGCACUCCCUUGAGAGGAAGCAGAACUUUAAACAGGGGGUGAACUCUGUAUUCAUUUCAACUCC
Podospora pseudopauciseta is the source of this 1974-nucleotide messenger RNA. RefSeq lists its product as uncharacterized. NCBI's taxonomy places the organism in Eukaryota, Fungi, Ascomycota, Sordariomycetes, Sordariales, Podosporaceae. The coding region runs from base 438 to 1394 and encodes 318 amino acids. Gene Ontology annotation, biological process: endoplasmic reticulum to Golgi vesicle-mediated transport. Gene Ontology annotation, molecular function: D-mannose binding. The record is from RefSeq and is a predicted model, not a curated record. The transcript is spliced from 4 exons. Gene Ontology annotation, cellular component: endoplasmic reticulum membrane; endoplasmic reticulum-Golgi intermediate compartment; Golgi membrane.